Molecule: messenger RNA, 1108 nt
Organism: Arachis duranensis
Lineage: Eukaryota; Viridiplantae; Streptophyta; Magnoliopsida; Fabales; Fabaceae
Product: peroxidase 5-like
Exons: 2
Coding region: 3-1007 (334 amino acids)
Biological process (GO): response to oxidative stress; hydrogen peroxide catabolic process
Cellular component (GO): plant-type cell wall; plasmodesma
Molecular function (GO): peroxidase activity; heme binding
Source: RefSeq, a predicted model, not a curated record
UAAUGGUUAAUGCUGAACGCAUGCAUGUAAUAAUGCUUUCUAAGAAGCUGUUGGUUCUAUUAGUGGUUCUCUCAGUUUCAUCGUCAUUGACUUCAGCAUCUUUGACUGUGGGCUUCUAUAAAAGAACAUGUCCACAUGCUGAGGCAAUUGUGAGAAGCGCUGUGAACAAAGCCAUUUCCCUUAACGAAGGAAUUGCUCCUGCCUUGAUUAGAAUGCACUUUCAUGAUUGCUUUGUCAGGGGUUGUGAUGGUUCUGUAUUACUAGAAUCCACUCCUGGAAACCCAGCUGAGAGAGACCACCCAGCCAACAACCCAAGUCUACGUGGCUUCCACGUCAUCGAAGAAGCUAAGGCCCAAAUAGAGUCCCUGUGCCCUGAAACGGUGUCGUGCGCAGAUAUUCUUGCCUUCGCCGCACGCGACAGCGCUUACAAAUCCGGCGGCAUUAACUACGCCGUACCGGCAGGCCGCAGAGACGGUCGAGUCUCCAUCAGCCAAGAAGUAACAGAAAACUUGCCUGCACCAACCUUCAACGCCGACCAACUCAUAACCAACUUCGCAAGAAAAGGCUUGUCCGCUGAUGAACUCGUUACUCUCUCUGGAGCGCAUUCCAUUGGUGUAUCUCAUUGUUCUUCAUUCUCGAACCGCUUAUAUACACCCUUGCCUCAAGACCCUCCUAUGGACUCCCAGUUCUCCUCAUUGUUGAAAACCAAGUGUCCUUCUAACGUUAAUGGCGAUGGUGGAUUUGAUCCGACGGUGGUGAUUGACGCAUUUACGCCAAAGCGGUUGGACAAUAAGUACUAUAAGGGAUUGAUGAAGCAGCGUGGGUUGUUGAGUUCGGAUCAAGCGUUGUUGAGCAGUGAAUCAACUAGCGAAAUGGUGGUAAGCAAUGCUAAACAUGGUUUGCAUUGGUCAGUGAAGUUUGCAAAGGCUAUGGUGCGAAUGGGGUCUAUUGAUGUGCUUACAGGCGAACAAGGCGAGAUUAGGAGACACUGUAGCGUGGUUAACUAAUUACACACAGUUGGCACCGUUUCUUUUAAGCUGAAAACUCACCUACACGUGAAGAUGGUAAUUAACAAUAUUAAAUAAUUUCAUAUAUAUAUUUUUUUAAU